AUGUCGGAACACAACACCGUCCACGUCUCGGGCAUCUCGUCCGGUACCACUGAUAAGGAGGUCAAGGACUUCUUCAGCUUCUGUGGCAAGAUUACCUCCAUCUCGGUUACUCCCGUUUCUGGCGAGCAAGAUGCUUCCAAGUCAGCAACGGUGACGUUUGAGAAAGAAGCAGCCGCAAAGACAGCCUUGCUGCUGGACCAGACUCAAUUGGGCCCCUCGACGGUGCACGUCACUGCAGCCCACACCCUUGACGAUAUUGCCGGAGACCACGCCGCCUCCGCAGGCGCGGCCAAGGACGAGAACGACCAGGAUCUCGAGCAAGAGGAUAAGCCCAAGUCCCGGAUCAUCGCGGAGUACCUCGCCCAGGGCUACGUGGUCAGCGACAAUGCCAUCCAGAAGGCGAUUACCCUAGACAAGAAGCACGGGUUCUCCUCUCGCUUCACCAGUGCCUUGAGCAACUUUGACCAGAAGUACCAUGCUACCGAUCGCGCCAAGGGAAUCGAUGAGAGUUACAAGAUCACCGACAAGGCCGCCAGCGGCUGGCGUGGACUCCACUCGUACUUUGAAAAGGCUCUUGAUACCCCCUCCGGUCGCAAGAUUCGUGACUUCUACGCGCAAACCGACAAGCAGGUGCGCGAUAUCCACACCGAGGCUCGCAGACUGGCAGACAUGAAGGGUGGCAAGCAAACAUCCGACGAUGUGCCUGCUGCCGCUGGUGCUGAGGCAGCCGACGUUGCUCCAAGCACUGCGCCAACGUCGCAACCGGCGGGUGCUGCGCCCCCUGCUGAGCCUAAGGCAUGA
Molecule: messenger RNA, 801 nt
Organism: Aspergillus clavatus NRRL 1
Lineage: Eukaryota; Fungi; Ascomycota; Eurotiomycetes; Eurotiales; Aspergillaceae
Gene: vip1
Product: putative actin cytoskeleton protein (VIP1)
Exons: 3
Coding region: 1-801 (266 amino acids)
Molecular function (GO): RNA binding
Source: RefSeq, a predicted model, not a curated record